AUGGUCCCAGGAAGAUCAGAGCCAUGCGAGCCAUGCGAGCCAGCCAUGCUGGCAGUCAGCAACGAAGGCGAGGAUCCUGGAGCGAAGCACAGCGAGGUAGAGGAGACGCUUCCCAUUGGGGUCGUCGUUCAACCACCUUUGCAGGAGACUGAUGCGACGUGUGUCUCGCAAGACCUUCUGAAAGCCUUGGCAGCACCAACAUCCGAGCUCGACCUUUACGAACUCAACAGCGCAGACAUGGAAGCAGUGCUCCAACAAGAUGAGCUUAAUCAGGACUUAAAGAGACUGAACCUGGCUGGUAUCGAAGCGCUCGCCUACAUUUUGAUGCUGAAGCACGGCUCUCUGAAGCGUGCGUUCAACUGGUUUGACACCCACCGAAAGGGUAAGUUUAGCCAUGUGGUGUGGUCCACAGGCAUGGUACUCCUCAGGAUAGAUCUGGAGACCCUCACAGGCAUGAAGCCUGCACAGGUCUUCCACCUGAUGGACGGGAAUCCAGUGAACGGUUUUGUCUCAAGGAAGGAGUGGAACCAUUUUUUCGAAGCUCUUGAAGAGGGUCGGCUUUUAGAGCUGCUCGAAAAAGUUGCCAAAGAGCAGGGCACUAUUACACAGCGGGUAAAGAGCCGCACAGAGAAGCUGGAAGCAGAACGGCCGAUCCGUCAGAAGCCUUGCGAGCAGCCGGGGCCUAAUGAGCGCAGGCGCUCGAGGAGACUUUCUGUUCCUGUGGUUCAGCUCGUAUGCAGCGCGGAAAGAUCUGCUGAUGAGGAUGCCCGCUCGAAGGAAGAGGAAGAUCUUUUCCGCAAGAGGGCUCAGCGUGCUUUGGGUUCCUUGGCCGUGGGAGAUGCCUUGACUUAUGCGAAUGACACCUUCACCAAGUGGCAGACGGACGACCACAAAGAAAGCGUCUUGUCUCGUGGAGCAGGGCAAGCGUUGCUGUCGGAGCGCCUCCUCCCUGAAGAGAAAUGUGAUAUAAUCGAGGAGAUCGCCGAUGAGAUGGGCUUGUGGGUCCCGUCGUGUGAGAGCGACGCAGCAUCCAAGUCGAAGGCUGAUCUGGGCCGCUCCGGCACCGUGGCACUGAACCCUGGAGCCCGAGGAGACACUGCGGCCAUCGUCGUGUGCCACCUCCGCAAUUUCGCCGACGAAGCCGGCGACAAGCUGAAGAAGCUCAAGGGAACUCACAGUCGUCUGGAGUUUCCGCAGUCUCUGAAGCGGACGCAACGCUUCGUCGUUCAUGCACUUGCUGCAGAGCUGGAUCUCACAACUCUGUCAGAGGGCUUUGGUCGCGAGCGACGAAUUGUUGCUUACGACCUGGGAGACUUUGCACAGAACCUCCGCAGGAUAUUUCUGGACAUUGGGCCGGGGGAGUCGAAGGCCUUGUCGGAGAAUCUCUCUGCCGCGCAGCGACAGCUGGUGCACACCAUGGCCUUGGAGAUGUGUCUUUCGGUCAGUGGAAACGGCAAUUCGGGAUUGCAGGUUUGCAAUCUGCAGCAGUUCAAGGCGCAGGUGCACAAUCAGCUUGCACACCUGGCGGGCGGAGAGGUGGUAGACUUCGGCACGACUCUGUCGGAGCAGGAGAGGCACAUAGUUCACGAGACCUCGGCAGCUCUUGGAUUAACGACGGAAACACAAGGCCGAGCACGAUUGCUGAAGGUAGCAAAUCUGCGGGAGUUCCUCGCAGCUGCACAAGCCAAAAUGCAGGCUCUCAAGGACCCGAAGGAGAGACUUACUCUCGGACCACCUCUUACCUCAAUGCAGCUUACGGCGUUGGAGGACAUGGCUUCCGAAGCGGGCUUGCACUUCGCAAGGAGAACAUCAGAUGGGGUGACUCUGGUCGUGUCGAAGUCGGAGAUCCCACCGCCUGGGCACGUGGAGGUUGAGGAUGCAGCUGCAGAUGCAAGGUCCGUGACCGCUGCGCCGCGUCAGCCUCCCGACGUGCACAAGGUGCAUGAGAAGAGACAUGCUGCUGACGAUUGCGACCCAGCACCGCCAGAGAGAGACUCUCAGGUCUCGCUGAUAACAGAGGUCUUCGAGGUGUACUCUACCGGCCAGCACCGCGGACAGCGAACCUUCCUGCGCUUCUCAGACUUGCGAGAAUUUGCAGAGGACUUGAGGGAGGUCCUGCCUGAGGUGCGCAAGAACUUCCACAAGUUCACAGGCCGUGCCAACCUUCUGACUGUAACCAACCCCGUCUCCCUUGUGGACGCAGGCGAGCUUGAGAACAUCUACGAUGACACCCAGCAGCUGCAGUGUGACAUGGGCGACCACUCCUCUAAAGGACUCACGCUGCGCUUCUUUCAGGUUUUCGUUCAGAAGGUGAUUCGAAGGUUAGGCCCAAGCAUCGUUGGCGCCCUCGGUGCGUUGGUCGACGGGCGCGACCGCUUUUAG
This is a messenger RNA of Symbiodinium sp. CCMP2456, 2382 nucleotides long. The record is from the annotation of a GenBank genome assembly. Lineage: Eukaryota; Dinophyceae; Suessiales; Symbiodiniaceae.